Molecule: messenger RNA, 4076 nt
Organism: Daphnia pulicaria
Lineage: Eukaryota; Metazoa; Arthropoda; Branchiopoda; Diplostraca; Daphniidae
Product: retinoblastoma-like protein 1
Exons: 8
Coding region: 231-3458 (1075 amino acids)
Biological process (GO): regulation of transcription by RNA polymerase II; cell differentiation; negative regulation of G1/S transition of mitotic cell cycle
Cellular component (GO): transcription regulator complex; nucleus; chromatin
Molecular function (GO): RNA polymerase II transcription regulatory region sequence-specific DNA binding
Source: RefSeq, a predicted model, not a curated record
GGCUCUGUUCAGCAAGAGGGCGCAAGGGCCAGUCUGGAGAAAAACUGGGAAUUCCCGCCACGAAUCGCCGAGUGUAAGCUUUGUGUGGGUUUUUUCUACGUCUGAUACAGUGGGCUGCAGUUUGUGUUACUUGUGAUCUCCGGUUUUGCGUCCGAUGUAGCUGGUUUCCGUUAUUAAUAAGCAUAGCUGCUCUACUGAUUUAAUAGUUACUGGCUUAUUGACUACUCGAAAUGGGUCUGUCUGAAGAUGCCGACCAAGAAAACACUGAGGAGAGGUUUCGCGGCCUUUGUGCCGAUCUCAACAUUGACAAAAACACAGCCGAUGAAGCCUGGCGAAACUAUGAAACUCUUUCCACCAACUACACUCUUGAGGGUGAUCGAAUCCAUUGGCUAUGUUGCGCCUUGUAUGUUGCUUGCCGAAACAGCACUGUUCCAACUGUGGGACAAGUUGGAACAGUAGAGGGAAACUGUGUUAGUCUUACUCAACUCAGACGAAAAUGCAACAUCAGCAUGCUAGAUUUCUUUGACAAAUCGAGGAAAUGGGCAGACAUGGCAAACCUGUCUGAAGAAUUACGUCGCAAGUUUGUUAGCUUGGAACGUAACUUUGAAGUCUGCUCUGUGAUUUUCAAGAAGUAUGAUGAGAUGUUCAAAGAAAUCUUCCAAGAUCCGCUUAACGACCCUCCUAGACAGCCACGUUCUCGGAAGUCACGCAAACUUCCUUGCUCUGCAAAAGAUGUUUACGACUUUUGCUGGGCUUUCUUCGUACGCAUUAAGACUAAUUUCUCACAGAUCCACGAAGAGCUAGUCAGCUGCUUUCAUUUGCUACUAGCUUGUCUUGAUUACAUCUACGGAAAUUCUCUUGUUGCCAAUCGCCGAGAACUCUUCAACCCUCAAUUUCCUGGUCUGCCUAGCGACUUCCACAGUCGUGAUUACAAAGCCCCUUCUGAACCUGGCUGCAUCGUUGAGUGUCUUUACUCAAGAAACAGCAGCCAGGACGAAAAAACCGUUGUUGACGUCAAGCGAAUCAAAACGCAUGUUCUCAGACCUUACGUCAAAAGCCUCAUCGAAAAAGAGGUACUGAAGGGUGACAAAAGGACUCUAUGCGGAAUUCUCGACACAGCUGUCUUCGACUUAAACAAGAAAGUGGUCAACAAUGACUAUGAGGAUUACGUGCAUCGUGUCGGCGAUUUCGACGAGCGUAUUUUCUCCAGUCCUGAUGCUCUAACAGAGAUAGGAACCCCGGUGAAAGCCACUUUCAACAGUAUAGCUUCUUUCGAAGAACAAAAGCUGAUGGUCUACCCAGCCCGCCGCAAUUUGCAAUCACAAUUCGAUGGUUCACAUCACCUGGCGCUGGCCACGCCUUUGACCGGUCGAAAUUUCCUCAAAGCCAAAGAACCUGGAUCGGUAACGCCCGUAUCGACAGCCACUCAAAGUGUCAGCCGGCUGCAGGCUCUGGUCUCCGGUCGUCAAACGGGACCUAGCGAGGAGCUCAGACGUAUUUUCAGUGAGUGUUCUAACAAUCCAGGGGAGAGUAUUCAAGCCAGGGUUAAGGAAAUGGGCGAGAAAUUCUGCGCUCACUAUGUCAAUCAGGCCGAUGAAGGGCGCACUAAUGGUUUCAGUAUGGAUAUGGCUCGCAAACGUCUGCAGUUAGGAGAAAGCCUGUACUACAAGGUUUUGGAAAAAAUCAUCAUCGACGAACGCAGACGUCUCAAGGCAGGCACAGAUCUAUCAGGAAUUCUACAACAAGAUAUGCUUCAUCAGCUUUUGAUCACUUGUUGCCUAGAGAUUGUUCUGUUCUCUUACAACUCCCAGCGCACAUUCCCAUGGAUCUUGGAAGUCUUUCCUAUUCAACCUUUCUACUUUUAUAAGGUAAUUGAAGUACUCAUUCGGGCUGAAGAUUUAUCUCGCGACGUAGUAAAGCACCUAAAUCACAUGGAAGAGCAAAUUCUCGAAUCUAUGGCAUGGCGUUACCAAAGUCCCUUGUGGGAAUACUUAAAGAGCUGCGAUCAACCCAUUCCUUCUUGUGAAGAAGUUUCGCUACCAAGCCAACUUCUGCCACCAACCCCUUCUGCUCCGCAGACUCCGGCUGUCGUCCAGUCAUCAGAUCCAGUCAGAAACACUCCGCAGCAGCCAAUACCUUAUUCGCCAUCGACUUACGUCACCAAUAAGAGAGCGGAAUCUAGUCUUGCUGCCUCUCUUCUGCAAUCACCCGUGUCAUCGGUGGCGUCAGUAAAUGAACGUACGCCAGCCCAAUCGUCAAGGAGGAAAUUGUUUCCCGGGCCUGAAACAGUUCCGCCAAGUCCCUCUAAUACAGCGGCUACUCCUGCUUCUGUUGGCAAUGCAAUAAAGGCUUCUUCCAAACUGGAAUUAAAUGAUCAGAAAAUGGAACUUCUGCCCAGUCCCAGUGUGGUAACAACGGCUGACAAUAAACCUAAGAGAACGGGAUCCCUGAGUCUAUUUUUUAGAAAGUUUUAUCAUUUGGCAUCCGUUCGGCUACAAGACUUGUGCAAUCGUCUCGAGUUGUAUGAAGAAGACUUGCGUAAGAAGAUCUGGACAUGUUUCGAGUUUUCGGUGAUGAAGCAUAGCGAUUUAAUGCAAGAUCGUCACCUUGAUCAAAUUUUGAUGUGUGCAGUCUACGUAAUUUGUAAGGUAACUGGUAGAGACAAGAACUUUACCGAUAUUAUGCGCUGCUAUCGAACACAACCCCAUGCUUCGAGUCACGUCUAUCGCAGUGUUUUGCUAUGCACCAAAGCACGCCGUGGAUCUGCUUCGUCUACCUCAGGUUCGGCGUCAUCAGUAACCGGAGGUAAUCAUCCUUCGACCACUCCAAGUCCUUCUCCCAGCGAAGAAGACGAUGAAGCAGCUACUGGGUCUACUGUUAAAGUUAACGGUGACGAAAAGAAAGCAGAAUCCAAUGGAGAGAAGGCACUUCCACCAGUUCGUUCUUCGUCGACAUUGCCUUUCCCUCAGCCUUCGUCCUGUCCACCUACCCCGACAGGUUUAGCUGGCACCUCAUCCAGCUUCGAGUACGAAGAUCGAGGAGAUUUGAUUCUAUUCUACAACACGGUCUACGUUCGUCGACUUCAGGCCUUUGCUCUUAAAUUCUCAAACAGGAACCGUCUGGAGUCAUUGCCCUUGUCGCCUUUGCCUUUACAGCGCCAAGUUCCUCUUUCUCCGCGUCGAAAAGUGUCUGCAAAGCAUACGGUCUUUAUUAGUCCGCUUAAAGGCAAUGUCAUCUCUCAUUCGCCGCUGCCUAUGCGUUAUAGCUUUAAUCGUAGCCCGUCGAAAGAUCUUCAGGCCAUCAAUGCCUUUUUACGCGAAGAGCGUCCGACGAAACGCCUGCUCUCCUACGAGAUUGGUCCACGAGACGCAGCCGACGCUGCUAUGGCUCCACCUCCGCCCAAAUUCGCCAUGACAGUCGAAAACGCCGGUGCGGCGCGCAAGAUCUCUUUUCAUUGAAGGACAUGUCAUUGACACUUAGCUGCAACCUAUUUCGCUUGAUUUUUCUGACCCUUCUCCCUCGUCAUCUGGCUUUGAUUCCCCCCUGCGUUCCUUUUCCCCUUCGUUUUCACUUUUCUUUAUCUCAACUCAUGCAUCUGAACAGAUUAACACUACUUUCCUUUUUCUGGUUCAUCCUCCCUCAACAAAAUAAGAGAGGUAACCAACCUCCCAAACUAUUUGGUCUUGACCAUUCUUCUUUUAAUUUUUCCCCAAUUUUUUGUUAUUCUCAACCUUAUUAGUAGAAUCACAAAAUAGGUUUUUUUCUGAUUUUUUUUUCUCUUUGUUUAAUUGAUUGUGGAAUUUGUAUUGUCAUGUUGGCUAUGGGUCGGUGUUGAAUGUUAAUGGAAUGGUUUGUGUUGCUUGACUUGAAUCAUAUGGAAGUGAGAUAUCGGUGAUGAGUACGAACGUUGAAGUAGCCGCAUCAACCAUCUUGGGGAAAUUGCAACGUUUUUUUUUUUUCUAGUUUCACAAUCACUAUUUCAGUUUUGAGAUUUUUCCCAUGAGACUUUUGAGUAAAAGAAUGUGUAGUAACUUUGUUUGGAGCAUAAUUACAAACAUAUGGCUUUCAAUAUUUCA